AUGGCUCCAACCACCAUUGCAUUCGACCUAUACGGGACCAUCCUUUCCACCGACUCCAUUGUCAAGGAGCUGGCUAAACUUUUCGGAGAUGAAAAAGCCAAGGUAGUUGCCACGCAGGCCCGGCGCUACCAGUUGGAGUAUUCUUGGAGGAUCAAUGGCAUGGGCAUGUACCAGUCGUUUGGCGAAUUAACGCGAUGGUCAUUCCGGCACGCUGCUGCAGAAGUCGGCGAGGAGCUGUCACCAGAGCAGGAGGACAAAGUGAUGAACGCCUACAACGGCCUAGACGCAUUCCCCGAGGUCGAGGCAGGCCUCAAUCUCAUUGCCAAGACGCCUGCAGUGGAAGCCUACGUCUUCUCAAAUGGCACCGAGGCCAUGAUCACGUCGUCACUGCGCACAUCCCCAUCGCUGGCUCGAUCAAGCUCAGUCCUGCCGGCGUCUCGGGUUGUUAGUGUUGAUCCUAUAAGAGUGUUCAAGCCUGAUCAACGGACGUAUGCGCACUUUGCCAAAGUGGCGGGCAUGGAAUCUCAGGUAGAGAAGUUGUGGCUGGUUUCCUCGAAUCCUUUUGACGCUCUGGGUGCGAGGGCUGCGGGUUGGAGAAGUGUUUGGGUUAAUCGAAAUCCCGAUCUUGGUUGGAUCGAUGGACUGAGCGGUGCGGUUGGGUUGAGGCCGACGGUGAUUGCAAAAGGCGUUGAUGAUGCUGUGAGGAAGAUUAUUGAGAUUGAUAUUCAAGGUAAGCCCGUAGACGAGUAG
Trichoderma gamsii is the source of this 750-nucleotide messenger RNA. Its product is annotated as haloacid dehalogenase, type II. The record is from RefSeq and is a predicted model, not a curated record. The transcript is spliced from 2 exons. Gene Ontology annotation, molecular function: hydrolase activity, acting on halide bonds, in C-halide compounds. Lineage: Eukaryota; Fungi; Ascomycota; Sordariomycetes; Hypocreales; Hypocreaceae. The coding region runs from base 1 to 750 and encodes 249 amino acids.